GCUCCUUUCAUACACCGAGUGCGCGAUUGCUAACUUGUAGUCAAUUUAAAUUAUUAUUUGUGUCAUGGAUUCAAUCACGUACAAUAAUUUCGCCAUGGAAGAAACGAAGCCGAUAUUUACAACUGCUAGUGAUGCAAAAGCUACCACAACAACAGAAAGUUUUGCACCGUCGGACAACAGAAACAUGUCAAAUCCAUCGGAAGGCGUGUUUUCUCCGAUGGCCCCUCCUUUCCAGGCGCGUGGUGGCAAUGAGCUCAUGAACCUCCUGGCGCAACAGGAGCCGAGAGCUGCCGACACAGCUCCAACGGCAGCAAAUAUGGACGAUGUCCUCAUGAACUUCCGUAUGAACGGCUCUGAACUACUCUUCGACGACAUGGAUCAAAAUUCCCAAAAUUACUUCAAUAUGGGUAACACCAGGUCGGAGUCCGUGGCAUCAUCCAGCGCGAACCUCUGGGGCGACGGCUCCUCCGUGACGGCUGGCCGUAAUGGGGAGAUGAUGGACACUUUCGACUUUUUGAUCAAAAGUCUGUCGUCGGCCAACAACUACGUAUCGAUGCUGACCAGGGAGCAGCUGUCGGUGCUGCGCUCGAUCCGGCCCAGCGUGCUCUACGAGUUCCUGCAAGAGGUCGCCAAGGUCCGCAGCGAUAAGCGCAUGCGCCGCGCCCUGCCUAAUGAAUGUGCAUUCUGCAAGAACAACGGCGAGAAUGAGGAGUGCUACUCGUCGCACGCGCUCAAGGACUGGCGCGGACGCGUGCUGUGUCCCGUGCUGCGCGCCUUCCGCUGCCCGCGCUGCGGCGCCACCGGCGACCACGCCCACACCAUCAAGUACUGCACCGUCAACAAGUACCCAGAGAACUCCGAUGCAGGUUCGGAUCGUUCAGUAGGAGGGCUGUCGCGUCGUCGCGCGCCGACCGCGGGCCUGGCCGGGCUGACGCUGCGUAGUGCGCCCGCCACACCCGCGCCCGCGCCGUCACCCUCGCCGUCCACCGCUGCGCUCACGCACGCCUCUCUCUGGUCCACGUUCGGAAUCAACUAAACCCAACGAAGCCGGGGCUAUCUGCACAGCCAGCGUCAAAUAGUUUGUGACACCUUAAGCCAAAAAGUUCGCAACACGUCUUUGUUACGUGGAAUAAGUUUGUUGUUCACUAAAACUUUUUGGCCACUUUGGGUGUCACUAAGUAUUUGACGAUGACUGUAAGAUAGAUCUUUUUUGUUUAUGUACUUUUUGUAGAUCCCACUGCCGUUUAUAUAGGACAAUUCCUAAUGUGUGGGAGGAGCGAAAAACAACUUGAUCGAUAACGCUCUUUUCACUCAGGAAUGCUGUUAUUAAACUCUGUCUACCUCUCCUUUCCAUAACUUUUAUUGGGAGAAUAUCUGAUCCUAGCCUACUUAGGACCUACCCGAGGUUCUUGCCCUAGCUAAGAAAUGUAAAAUCAAUAAGUACCUACAUAGAGUUCGUCAGCAAUUAAGGUCUUUUAUCAACCCGUCACAUUCACAUUACUUCUUUCAGAGGUGUGGCCCCGGCAUUAUUCUCAGAUCGGUAACUAAGAUGACUCUAAGCUAUGUUUAAGGUAUAUUUCAUGUAUGGCCAGACAUAAGAGCCGAAGUUGAGACCCAGUAUGAUAACGGUUUCAUUUUAGACGGUUCGGCUUUUUAAGAAACAGGCUGGAAACCAUUGCUCUAUUAAGUUCUGAAGGUUAUCUCUUCGCAACGACGUAAAUCACCAACAUUAAUUUUAUCUAUUAAUACUAUUCGUAUUAUCAUUUUAGUAAAACAAUGUUAUUAUUGGUUUACACAUUUCUUUCAUUUAAAACUUAUUGAGUAGUGAUAAAUAUGAGAACAUGGUGUAAGCCGAUAACGUGUCAAAUGGUUAUCGAUUGUACUACAUGUACUUAACCAUUUUUAUCAGGAUUUAACCUGUAUUUCGUUUAACUGUAGUUUCUAUACAAACUGUAUUGUUUUUGAACUCGUGUGCUGUGUAAUGUUCACUUUCUAUAACUCAAUAGAAAUGUGAACAACAACUACGUAUACUACAAGUCAUUCCAAUGGUUCAAAUACACAUAUGCAGGUCAUAUAAUGUUUGAACCCUUUGACUUUUAAGUUUAAACACAACUCAGUUUUUCUAUAGUUCUUCAUGUAAAUUUUUCAUUGGCUUUUUAAAAGAUUUUUAAUUAAUUAUAUCCACUUUAUUUCCGUCAUCGAUUCUUUGUUCAAAUACAAUUAAAUCAUUGCAAUUCGAAAAUAUAAUGAAUUUAUUGUUAAUCGCUGAUGAAUUCAUUCAAUUAUCAAUUUGUUAAUAAUUAAUUUUAAACUUUGUCCAAAUUAAUUAUAAUAUAAUUCACAUCCCAACCAACCAAUGAAAAAUUACUUACUUUCUUUCUUUUGGAUGUUUGGUUUCUACUGUCUAAUAAACUUGUGUGCAUUAUU
Ostrinia nubilalis (European corn borer) is the source of this 2427-nucleotide messenger RNA. Its product is annotated as nanos homolog 3-like. Bases 65 to 1036 code for a protein of 323 amino acids. The record is from RefSeq and is a predicted model, not a curated record. Lineage: Eukaryota; Metazoa; Arthropoda; Insecta; Lepidoptera; Crambidae. Gene Ontology annotation, cellular component: perinuclear region of cytoplasm. The transcript has 7 exons. Gene Ontology annotation, biological process: negative regulation of translation; oogenesis. Gene Ontology annotation, molecular function: zinc ion binding; mRNA binding.